Fusarium coffeatum is the source of this 957-nucleotide messenger RNA. RefSeq lists its product as uncharacterized. The transcript is spliced from 6 exons. NCBI's taxonomy places the organism in Eukaryota, Fungi, Ascomycota, Sordariomycetes, Hypocreales, Nectriaceae. The record is from RefSeq and is a predicted model, not a curated record. The coding region runs from base 1 to 957 and encodes 318 amino acids.
AUGGUCAAAAUUGCUAUUGCCGGCGCGUCGAGUGAACUCUCCCGAGAAAUCCUCGACAGACUUGUCGCCGCCGAAAAGCACGAGAUUAAAGCUCUUGUCCGAAAGAACCCAUCGGAUUUCCCCAAGCUCAAAGGUGUCGAAUGGAUUCAAACAGAUUUCUCGGACAAGUCAGAGCUUGUAGGUUUGCUGCAAGGAGUAGAAACUGUCCUCUGUUUUUUUGCCGUGCACCUUGAUUCGGGAAGCGAGAAUCAGAAACGCCUUAUCGACUCGUGUGUUGAGGCGGGUGUCAAGAGAUAUGCUCCGUCAGAAUGGGGACCCGGCGUCAAGCUCGUUGAUUCCCUCGACGUUAUGUCCUGGUACACGGGCAAAGUAGAGGUCGCCGAAUACCUGGAGAACCUCAACUCGAAAGAAAAGAUUCUCGAAUACUGUCGGUUCCAACCUGGCUCAUUCAUGGAUUAUCUCUGCCAUCCACACAAAACGUCCAACUAUCUUACUACCACAACUACCAACUUUGACUUUGAGAACAAAACCGCACUGGUGGUGGAAGGCACACUUGAUGAUGAGAUCGUGUAUACUUCCGCCGAGGACGUCGCCAAUACUGUCACCCUGGCAGUAGAUUACGAAGGCGAAUGGCCAACCAUUGGAGGCAUUGUCGGUGAUAAAGUUACCAUUCGCAAACUUUUGAAUAUUGGAGAAAAGCUAAGAGGAGAACCAUUCACGAUUGAGUGGCUUAAACUUGACGACCUACUUGCCGGCGAGCUGAAAACAGACAAAUACCCUCGUCUUGCACUGCCAUCUGUUCCCAAGGACCAGAUCGAAGCGUUCUCUAAGAUGGUAAUCGCUGGACUGUUGAUUGGGUAUCAUCGAGGCGUGUUGACCGUCUCAGACGAGUGGAAUAUGCGUCUUCCUGAGUACAAGUUUACUAAGGCCGAGGAACUUUUGGGCCGUGUUUGGUGA